Oncorhynchus mykiss (rainbow trout) is the source of this 1761-nucleotide messenger RNA. Its product is annotated as polycomb group RING finger protein 5-A. Lineage: Eukaryota; Metazoa; Chordata; Actinopteri; Salmoniformes; Salmonidae. The record is from RefSeq and is a predicted model, not a curated record.
AUGAAUAAAGCAGCAAUGCGUAAACAAGCGCUGGAUCCUCCUCCGCUCCUUUCCUAUCAUCUAUUCUGAAACCAGUUCCGUAUUCAGUGCUAGCCUACAUUAAUGUAACAUCGGCGCCCACAUCAUACAGCGUAUAUAGAUAGAAUUGUCGGAUAAGAUCACACCAUCUCGACCAUGGAGCCUUGAACUGGAAUGUAAGAGAUGCGUUUACUACUCGCUACUCAGAAGCCGAGAAAACGAUGCUUACACCCACAGCACCACAGAGAUGAACAUGCAGCACACUUGAUAUCUCCCUGGAGGGGAAGCCUGAUUUAAGAUGAAGCGACUGAAGGGGAAAACCCAGAAGUGUGGAGCAUUUCAGAAAAUCCUGUGAACUCUGACCUCCAGCCCCCAUCUGCCAUCAUUCCUUUCCCCCAAAUACACAGCACUCCCAUCCAUCAACACUCCUGCUCUGGUCCAAGAUGACCUCGCCGAGAAAGCACCUGGUCAAGGAUUUCAACCACUUUAUCACAUGCUACGUAUGUAAAGGAUACCUGAUCAAGCCCACCACGGUGACUGAGUGCCUGCACACCUUUUGUAAAAGCUGCAUCGUCCAACACUUUGAAGACAGCAACGACUGCCCCAAAUGUGGCAUUCAAGUCCACGAAACCAACCCUCUAGAGAUGUUAAGGUUGGACAACACUUUAGAGGAAAUCAUUUUCAAACUCGUGCCUGGGCUGAGAGAAAAGGAACAACAGCAGGAGAUUGAGUUCUGGAGGAGUCGAAAGUCGAAGGAGAACGGAGAAGAAGAUGGCCCCCGAUCAAAGAGGUCUAGGCUGGAUGCCGAGAAUGAUGACGGUGGAGAUGGAGACUACCACAGGAGUGACCCUCAGAUAGCCAUCUGUCUGGAUUGUCUACGCAACAACAGUCUGGUGGAAGAGAGCGUUGUGAGGGGCUUAAUGAAGAAAUUUAUACGCUGCUCGACUCGAGUGACAGUCGGAACAAUCAAGAAGUUUCUCAGCUUGAAGUUAAAGCUUCCAAGUUCUUAUGAGCUAGACGUCCUAUGCAACGGGGAGAUCAUGGGAAAAGACCACACCAUGGAGUUCAUCUACAUGACGCGGUGGAGACUUCGCGGUGAAACCGACUACCCAAUGGUACUAGAAUAUCGCCCACGGAUAGACUUUGGUUGACGGAGGGAGACGUGGGACUGCUCCUGCACUAACAGCCCAUUGACAGACUACACAAUGAAUGGAUGUGCCUGGCACAAGAGACAAGGACCACACAUCUUCUUAUCAUCUGCAUGCAGUAAUCCGUGAUUGCCUCUAAUCUCAUUCUGUUCUCUUACGUUAUCCUUCAGUUUCACUGUCUGCGUUUCAUUUGUCAAAAACGCAUCAAGGGUUUGAGAGCAUGCCUGUGUAAUCAUGACGUAUUGAUUUUUUUUUUUUUUAAAGUACCGAAACGUAAUUGACUGAAGAGUGAAGACAUGCCCUUUAAUUCUACAGCACAUUGAAGUGUCCCUAAUAAUACAAGGUGAAAUGACUAGUAGUCUGUUGUUACGCAACACAACAGAGAUAUUACAAGACAGGUGUGCGCACUGGCAAACGGCUCCUAAUAUUCCACCUUAUCUAUGCUGGAUUUCGUGUCUUACAUGGCUCCCUCCCUUAUUCCUGUUUUUAACUACGGUAGUGCCUUUCCCCACAUGCCUCUUUCAGUGCAGUGCCCUCCGAAAUUCAAACUGCUUUUCAUAUGAAAUCCCGAAUAGUGAAUUCAACAGCCCCAAUA